AUGGAAGCAGCAGCAGCAGCAGCAGCAGCAGCAGCAGAGGGGUCUGCAGCGACGGCGCGGGCGCCGCGCCGCCGCGCCCUUCGCCCGCCGCUGAAGAGCCUGCUGCGCAGCGGGCGUCACUGGGAGGAGGACUUGAGCGUGUGGACAGCCAGCGACGUCAUCCUGAGGGAGGGAUACCCGCUGGAGCAGCACAGCGUGACCACAUCGGACGGCUAUGUGCUGCAGAUGCACCGCAUCCCGCGCCACGGUGGCAGAGACGUGGUCUUCUUCCAGCAUGGCGUGCUGGACACAAGCUUGGGUUGGGUGGCCAACGGCGUGGUCGGCUCCGCCGCCUUUGCCGCCUUUGACGCCGGCUUUGACGUCUGGCUGGGAAACUCACGCAGCAACGCGCCGCGCCUGCACAUGGAUGCCGAGAAGCAGGGGUCUCGUUAUUGGCGGUACAGGUGCCUGGUGGGACGGGAGGAGGCGGCUGUCAUGCCGCAACAGCAGGGGCAAGGGCAGGGGCAGGGUCCCAGCAGCAGCAGCAGCAACGCAGCGGGCGCGGCGGGGCAGGAUGUGCUGCCGUACCGCCUGCAGGCGGUGGGGCACAGCCUGGGCGCCGCCACCCUGCUCAUCUAUGCAGUGGGCAGCCGCAUGCGGGGGCAGCCCCACCGCCUGCGCCGCCUCAUCCUCAUGAGCCCCGCCGGCUUCCACCCCACCGGAGGGGCUGGCAGGGCAGGGCUCAGGCGAAGUUGCACUCGCAGGCACUGCUCGUGUGUGCUGCCCGCCGCCGGCGACCUCCCUUUGUUCCCUGACCCUGUCUUGCUGCCCACCACCGCUCCUGUCCGCCUCCCACAGGACCUGCGCCACAUGCCCGCGCUGCACGAUCUUGUCAAGGCGGGGAUGCGGAUGAUGAUGAGCGGCGACUCCAGCCAGUGGGAUGCGGCGCUGCAGAUGCCCCACUACUCCACCUACAGCAUGCCGGCGCUGAGCCUGCACUCUGGCGCGCACUUUGCGCAGUGGAGCAACGACCUGUCCUUCCGCCUGUUUGACUACGGCACCGCGGCGGCCAACAGGGAGCGCUACGGCACCGACCGGCCGCCCAGCAUCGCGGACCACUACCGGCUGCUGGACAUCCCGGUGGACCUGCUUGCGGGCGCGGCCGACGGCAUCAUCCCGCCCGCCUGCGUCAUCCGCCACGUGCACCACCUGCGCGCCGCCGCCGUGCCGUGCUCCUUCCGCAUCCUGCCUCUGGGCCACAUGGACUUCACGCUGGCGGUGAAGGACGACAUACGCCUGUUUGUGCUGGCCAAGCUGCGCCAGCCGCUGCCGUAG
Molecule: messenger RNA, 1314 nt
Organism: Chlorella variabilis
Lineage: Eukaryota; Viridiplantae; Chlorophyta; Trebouxiophyceae; Chlorellales; Chlorellaceae
Exons: 9
Coding region: 1-1314 (437 amino acids)
Biological process (GO): lipid metabolic process
Source: RefSeq, a predicted model, not a curated record